This is a messenger RNA of Megalops cyprinoides (Indo-Pacific tarpon), 1430 nucleotides long. Its product is annotated as poly(rC)-binding protein 4-like. Bases 55 to 1398 code for a protein of 447 amino acids. Gene Ontology annotation, biological process: negative regulation of mRNA splicing, via spliceosome. The transcript is spliced from 13 exons. Lineage: Eukaryota; Metazoa; Chordata; Actinopteri; Elopiformes; Megalopidae. Gene Ontology annotation, cellular component: cytoplasm; nucleus. Gene Ontology annotation, molecular function: mRNA binding. The record is from RefSeq and is a predicted model, not a curated record.
AGAGGACAGAGAGAGAGAGAGAGCGCCAGGACACCGCCCUGUGACAGCGUCAGGAUGAACUGCGAGGAUUUUGGGGAGGGGGGUAUGAAUGUGACCCUCACACUGAGAUUGCUCAUGCAUGGAAAGGAAGUGGGCAGCAUCAUAGGCAAGAAAGGAGAGACUGUGAAAAGAAUACGAGAGGAGAGCGGUGCGCGGGUCAACAUCUCAGAGGGCUCCUGUCCUGAGAGGAUCAUCACCAUCACAGGAGCAACAGACUGCGUGUACAGAGCUUUCAGUAUGAUCACCUGCAAGCUGGAGGAGGAUCUCACUGCAUUGGUUGCCAGCAGCACCAUCACCAGCAAGCCCCCCGUCACUCUGCGACUCGUCGUGCCCGCCAGCCAAUGUGGAUCCCUCAUCGGAAAGGGCGGCUCCAAGAUCAAGGAGAUCCGAGAGAGCACCGGGGCCCAGAUUCAGGUAGCUGGAGAUCUUCUCCCCAACUCCACAGAGCGAGGGGUGACGGUAUCAGGCGCCCAGGAGGCCAUCGUCCAGUGUGUCAAACUCAUCUGCGCUGUCAUCCUCGAGUCUCCUCCGAAGGGGGCCACCAUUCCAUACCGGCCCAGCCCUGUCCCGGGGGCAGUCAUCCUCUCCGGGAAUCAGGUGUAUGACACACCGGAGUUUGGCUCACACCCUCUGUACUCUGUGACACAGGGCGGCCUGGACCUGCACCAGGCCUACUCUCUACAGAACCAGUACGGCAUCCCACACUCAGAGUUGGCUAAGCUCCAGCAGCUGUCACUACAGCAGGGUCUUGGGGCGGUGGGCCAGACAUCCACCUCUGUCCUGCCUGGGCUGGAGGCCACUUCCCAGAUGGCAUCUCAGGAGCUGCUGAUUCCCAAUGAUCUGAUUGGGUCAGUCAUUGGCCGUCAGGGCACCAAGAUCAGCGAGAUUCGGCAGGUCUCUGGCGCUCAGAUAAAGAUCGGCAGCCAGGUGGACAGCAGCAGUGACCGGCACGUGACCAUCACGGGCUCCCCCGUCAGCAUCAGCCUGGCCCAGUACCUCAUCACCUCCUGUUUAGAGACGGCAAAGUCCACCGCCCUGUCCUCCUCCAUGUCGGCCCCUGUGGAUCUGGCGAUGAGCUUCACCCCGCCCGCCACGCCCGCUGCGUCUCCUGCAGCUCUGGCAGUGGUGGGCGGAGUGCCCCACGCCCCUGUGCUGGGCACGCCCUACGCCCUGCCCCUGUCCAGCCUCCUGGGCGUCAAAUCCGUCCCCUUCCUAGCGCUGUCUGGGCCUGCCCCCACGCCCCCCCACACGGCUGCUGCCCUGGGUCCCGCCCACACCUCCCUCGCCUCCUACACCACCAAAAUCUCAUCGGUCAACGGCAUCAAGAAACCCGAGAGACAGAAAUUUGCACCCUACUGACACCGUCCCACCCUGUCCCCGAACCCAGCUCC